This is a messenger RNA of Trichogramma pretiosum, 3040 nucleotides long. It is a transcript of the gene Vps35, whose product is annotated as vacuolar protein sorting-associated protein 35. The transcript has a single exon. The coding region runs from base 416 to 2815 and encodes 799 amino acids. The record is from RefSeq and is a predicted model, not a curated record. Gene Ontology annotation, biological process: intracellular protein transport; retrograde transport, endosome to Golgi. NCBI's taxonomy places the organism in Eukaryota, Metazoa, Arthropoda, Insecta, Hymenoptera, Trichogrammatidae. Gene Ontology annotation, cellular component: late endosome; retromer, cargo-selective complex; retromer complex.
CGAAGCCACAGUGAUAAUUAGAUUCCAAUAGCAUCCAUUUUCAUCUUUUCAAACUUUCGUACGCGGAAUCUGCACAACUUGCAAGUUGUAAAGCCCUCCCCCGUGUUACUGCCAGCAGUAAUGUGUCUUGUCACUUGUCAGAGUGUCACGGUGCAAUUACAACAGCAGGUUAUGUGUGUAUGUACAUCGUACACAUACGCCACUCUGGUGCAAAAUUUAGUGUUCCGAAUCUCCGUGGCGGAAUGUCAGUGACUAAGCUGCUGCUGCUGCAGAUCCAAGUGUCAAAGCGAACCGCUCGUUGAUAGAUCGGAAAAACAAAGCAAGCUUUCCGAACUCGAGGCUCCGAUUCCGACGCGCGUCGUUUACUUUUUUUUUUUUUCUGGUACACGCGAUUAUCGUCCACAGAAGUACGAGAAUGGCCGGGAUCGAGGAUCAGGAGAAGCUGCUCGAGGACGCGAUCGGCGUCGUCAAGGUCCAGGCGCUGCAGAUGAAGCACUGCCUCGACAAGUCCAAGCUCAUGGACGCGCUGAAGCACGCCUCGACGAUGCUGGGCGAGCUCAGGACGUCGCUGCUCAGCCCCAAGAGCUACUACGAGCUCUACAUGGCCAUCACGGACGAGCUGCGCCACCUCGAGAUCUACCUGCUGGACGAGUUUCAGAAGGGCCGCAAGGUCACGGAUCUGUACGAGCUCGUGCAGUACGCCGGCAACAUCGUGCCGAGGCUCUAUCUGCUCAUCACCGUGGGCAUCGUCUACAUCAAGACGAAUCCGUGCCUGAAGCGCGACCUGCUGCGCGACCUCGUCGAGAUGUGCCGCGGCGUGCAGCAUCCGCUCAGGGGCCUCUUCCUCAGGAACUACCUGCUGCAGUGCACGAGGAACAUACUGCCCGACAAUCCGGACGACAGCGGCACCGACGAGGGCACCGUCCGCGACAGCGUCGAGUUCAUCCUGAUGAAUUUCGCGGAGAUGAACAAGCUCUGGGUGAGGAUGCAGCACCAGGGACACAGCCGAGAGCGCGAGAGACGAGAGAGAGAGAGGGAGGAGCUGAGGAUCCUGGUUGGGACGAAUUUAGUAAGGCUUAGUCAGCUAGAGUCCGUUACGUUGGAUAAAUAUACAAAGCUAGUGCUGCCCGGUAUUUUGGAGCAAGUUGUCAGUUGUAGAGACGCUAUCGCCCAAGAGUAUCUCAUGGAGUGUAUCAUUCAAGUAUUCCCCGAUGAAUUCCACUUGCAAACUUUGAAUGCUUUUUUAAAAUCUUGCGCCGAGCUUCAGAACGGAGUCAAUAUAAAGAAUAUUAUAAUAUCUCUCAUCGACAGGCUUGCUGCUUUUAGCCAAAGAUCAGAUGGAGUUGGUGGACCCGGGAGCCCUAACCAGUUGUCGGGUAUUCCACAGGACAUACAGCUAUUCGAUGUGUUCAGUGACCAGGUAUCCACUAUCGUUCAAACCAGACAAGACAUGCCGUUGGAAGACAUUAUAUCUCUUCAAGUGGCUCUAACAAACUUGGCUCAUAAGUGUUAUCCGGACAGAGUUGAUUACGUUGAUAAAGUAUUACUGAAUACUCAUCAAAUUUUCCAGAAAAUCAACACAGAAACUUUAGAGUACAACAGCGCAGUGUCCAGAGAACUGUCUAGGCUACUAAAAAUUCCAAUUGAUAACUAUAAAAAUAUGCUAACUGUAUUGAAAUUGAAAAACUACAGGCCUCUACUGGGUUACUUUGAUUACGAAGGUAGAAAAUUAUUGGCCACCUACAUAGUCACAAAUAUCUUAGAAAAUGAAACUCUGAUACCGUCCCCCGAUCAGGUGGAUGCUAUUUUACUAAUGAUAGCUCCACUCAUACAAGACCAACAGGAUCAUACGGCUGAAGAUGAUCCUGAAGAAUUCGCAGAAGAGCAAGGCCUGCUGGGUAGACUGAUUCACUACUUCAAGUCAGAAGUGGCAGAUGAGCAGUACAUGAUUCUCAGCACAGCGAGAAAGCACUUUGUCACGGGUGGCAGCAAAAGGGUCAGAUACACUCUUCCUCCGAUUGUUUUUCAGGCCUACCAGCUGGCUUUCACUUACAAAAACUUGCAAAAGGAGGACGACAUGUGGCAGAAGAAGUGCCAGAAGAUCUUCCAGUUCUGCCACUCGACCAUCACCGCCCUGCUGAAGGUGGAACUCGCCGAGCUGCCUCUGCGACUGUUCCUCCAGGGCGCCCUGGCCAUCGGCGAGAUAAGAUUCGACAAUUUCGAGAUGGUCGCGUACGAGUUCAUCAGCCAGGCGUUCUCCAUCUACGAGGACGAGAUCAGCGACUCGAAGGCGCAGUUCGCCGCCAUCACCCUGAUCAUCGCCACGUUCGAGCAGAUGAACUGCUUCGGCGAGGAGAACGCCGAGCCGGUGCGCAACCAGUGCGCCCUGUACGCGAGCAAGCUGCUGCGCAAGCCCGACCAGUGCCGGGGCGUCGCCACCUGCUCGCACAUCUUCUGGUCGGGCAAGUCGCUCAGCACCGACGGCAAGGAGAUGCAGGACAAGAACAAGGUCCUCGACUGCCUCAAGAAGGGCAUACGCAUCGCCAAUCAGUGCAUGGACAUCUCGGUGCAGGUGCAGCUCUACAUCGAGCUGCUCAAUCACUACAUCUACUUCUACGAGAAGGGCAACACGGCCGUCACCGUGCAGAUACUCAAUCAGGUCAUAUCCAAGAUCAAGGACGAGCUGCCGAAUCUCGAGAUCAGCGAGGAGACCGAGCAGAUACAGAAGCACUUCGCCAACACCCUGGACCACCUGAAGAAUCGCAUCGAGUCGCCCGAGGCCGAGACUCAGUCUUACGAGGGACUAGUUUUAUAAGUCAGCGCAACAAUUGAACAAAAAAAAAAAGAAAACAAACAAACAAAAAAAAUCUAUUUAUUACUGUUAAGACGCUUGUUUUAUUCGAAGAAUUUAUAUGUAUUAUACGAUAAUAUUAAAUGAAGUAUUAAUUUUUAAAAUAUUUAAAACUUUUUACGAUCUUACCCGUGUGGAUGUAAUAUUCGAGUCUUGUAAAUAUUUUUAAUGUGCUUAAUGAAUUUCAAA